GUCAGGACGUCACCAAAUCGGUUCUUCCGCUGCCGGUAGAGUGAACGUUAGCUGCCAAGAAGAAGAAGAAGAGAAAAAGCAGAAGUGGCAAUAACGUCGAAACAAUUACUGAUAGGCUUUUUUUAUGAUACAGGGUUACAGCCGAGAAAACUAAACAAUCGUGUCCAAGAGCUGUGAAAGUCAAUCCACUCAAGACCGACAAUGGCUGUGAACGUGUACUCGACCUCAGUGACCAGCGACAACUUAAGUCGUCAUGACAUGUUGGUCUGGAUCAAUGAAUCUCUACAGAUGAACCUCACCAAGAUAGAAAUGUUGUGUACAGGUGCUGCCUACUGCCAGUUCAUGGACAUGUUGUUUCCCAACUCUGUGCCUCUGAAGAAAGUAAAAUUCGGUGCCAAGUUGGAGCACGAAUACAUCCAUAACUUCAAGCUUCUGCAGGUUUCCUUCAAAAAGAUGGGAGUCGACAAAAUCAUUCCAGUAGACAAACUGGUGAAGGGGAAGUUUCAGGACAACUUUGAGUUUGUCCAGUGGUUUAAGAAGUUCUUUGAUGCCAACUACGAUGGGAAGGAGUACGACCCAGUGGAGGCGAGGCAGGGCCAGGACGCCAUGCCCACACCAAACGUUGCCACGUCAGCUCUCAACAAGCCACCUAAAAAGGCCAUCAGUCAAAGUCCGAGCUCUGCUCCCCAGAGGCCACCCGUUGCCAAGGUAGCGCCCAAGUUGGCUAACGUCAGUGCGAGGAAACCUGUGAUGGGAGGAGGCGAUGAGGAGAGGGCGGAGCUCAUGAAUGAGGUUGAGAUCCUGAAAUCUACCAUUCAGGACAUGGAGAAGGAGAGAGACUUCUAUUUCGGUAAGCUGCGGAACAUUGAACUGAUUUGCCAGGAGAAGGAAGGAGAGGGCGACCCCACACUGCAGAGGAUCAUAGACAUCCUCUACGCCACAGACGUGAGUUUCUGUUUUUACAAGACUGCAAUUCCCCCUUUAUUUAAAAAAAACAAAAAAAAAAAAUGUUGAUGGUUGAUUAAAAUU
Messenger RNA from Micropterus dolomieu (smallmouth bass), 1029 nucleotides. RefSeq names its product microtubule-associated protein, RP/EB family, member 1b (gene mapre1b). The transcript has 6 exons. Gene Ontology annotation, molecular function: microtubule plus-end binding. Gene Ontology annotation, biological process: protein localization to microtubule plus-end; regulation of microtubule polymerization or depolymerization; spindle assembly. Gene Ontology annotation, cellular component: microtubule organizing center; microtubule plus-end; spindle midzone. NCBI's taxonomy places the organism in Eukaryota, Metazoa, Chordata, Actinopteri, Centrarchiformes, Centrarchidae. Bases 202 to 1014 code for a protein of 270 amino acids. The record is from RefSeq and is a predicted model, not a curated record.